Aspergillus caelatus is the source of this 1332-nucleotide messenger RNA. RefSeq names its product adenosine deaminase (gene aah1). NCBI's taxonomy places the organism in Eukaryota, Fungi, Ascomycota, Eurotiomycetes, Eurotiales, Aspergillaceae. Gene Ontology annotation, biological process: purine ribonucleoside monophosphate biosynthetic process; adenine catabolic process; hypoxanthine salvage. The transcript has 2 exons. Gene Ontology annotation, molecular function: adenine deaminase activity. The record is from RefSeq and is a predicted model, not a curated record. The coding region runs from base 227 to 1282 and encodes 351 amino acids. Gene Ontology annotation, cellular component: cytosol; nucleus.
CUUGACUGAUAUAUUACUUGAAAUUUGAAACAAGCAGGAGACAGAAAUUAAGAUUCUUUAUCGGCACAUCGAAGGUCACAAGCCUCAACAUUGUUUCUCUUUAUACACUCUCUUUUAUAAGACACUCUUUCUAUACAUAAACACUUUAUAAGAUUUGAUACCCUUCUGGAUCACUGUUGUUAUACUAUCUUCUGGAUUAAACCUAGUACAGUCUCAGGACAAGACAAUGUGCAAAUCCGAUCUCCACGACUUCCUGCACGGUCUCCCCAAAUGCGAGCACCACGUCCAUUUAGAAGGCUGUCUAGCCCCGGACUUAAUCUUCGAACUAGCUAAGAGAAACAACGUCUCACUCCCUGACGAACCAGCCUACGAGUCCAUAGAAACUCUCAGCCACCGCUACGGCCAUUUCACAUCUCUCGACGACUUCCUCCGCUUUUACUUCAUCGGCAUGUCAGUGCUGCACCAUGAAUCCGACUUCGCAGACCUCGCCUGGGCCUACUUCCAAAAAGCCCACGCCGACGGCGUCCACCACGCAGAAGUCUUCUUCGACCCGCAAGUCCACCGAGACCGGGGAAUCCCCUACGAGACCAUCGUCUCAGGCUUCGUGGCCGGCUGCCAGCGUGCCGAGAGGGAAUUAGGUCUAACGACCCGUCUCAUCCUAUGCUUCGUGCGCCAUCUCCCCGUCGACAACGCCGCACGAGUGUACCAGGAAGCCCUGGAUCAGCAACACUUCGACAACGAGGUCGUCCAUGGACUAGGCUGGUCGUCGACGGAAGUCGGCCCCCCCAAGGACAUGUUCCGGGAGCUGUACUCGUCGGCCUCGGCGAAGGGCAUCAGGCUGACGGCCCAUGCCGGCGAGGAGGGCGAUCCGUCGUAUAUCAGUGCUGCGCUGGAGCUGGGUGCCCAGCGUAUCGACCAUGGUAUUCGGCUUGUGGAGGAUCCUGUGCUUAUGGAGAAGGUGGUGAGGGAUCAGGUUAUGUUGACUGUUUGUCCGAUUUCGAAUCUGCAGUUGCGUUGUGUCGAGUCUAUAGCGCAUGUUCCUAUUCGCGAGUUCUUGGAUGCGGGUGUUAUGUUCUCUAUUAAUAGUGAUGAUCCGGCAUACUUUGGGGGUUAUAUUCUGGAUAAUUAUUGUGCUGUGCAGGAGGCGUUUCAGCUGACGGUGGACGAGUGGAGGGUUAUUGCUGAGAAUAGUAUUAGGGGGAGCUGGAUUGGGGAGGAGAGGAAGACUGAGCUCUUGAAGCGUAUUGAUGAUCAUGUGCAGAGACAUAUUGCUGCUGUUUGAGCGGGUAGCUUUUCCUCACCGAUGUACGAUAAUUAACUCGAGCAAUGAAC